This is a messenger RNA of Vicia faba (fava bean), 486 nucleotides long. Lineage: Eukaryota; Viridiplantae; Streptophyta; Magnoliopsida; Fabales; Fabaceae. The record is from the annotation of a GenBank genome assembly.
AUGGGACAAGCAGCUUCCACUGCCGCCGUCGUCAACCGUCGGGAAAGACACACCAACACCGCGAAAACCACUAGAUCCACCUCCUUGGUUUCUCCGAUGAACGCUACCGGAGAAGACGAUGAAGAUAUUAUAGAUCCGGUUAACCGUGGAAUCUCCGAUUAUAUAUCAGAUCUACCAGAUGAGUGUUUAGCGAUUGUGUUUCAGUCGUUGAGCCCCGGUGACCGGAAUCAGUGUUCGCUCGUUUGCCGGCGGUGGUUGACUGUUGAAGGACAGAGUCGGCAGCGGUUGUCGUUGAACGCGAAGCUGGAUCUGCUUCCGAUGAUUUCGUCUCUCUUCAAUCGAUUCGAUUCGGUGACGAAACUUGCUUUGAAAUGCGAUCUAAUAGGCUAUUACAUCGGUGGAAACUCCAACCGAUGUAAUAGGUUGCUUUUUUUUUUUAAAUACGUGUUGGGCUAUUACAUCGGUGGAGAGUCCGAACCGAUGUAA